AGAAAGAAAGAAAAGGGUACUUUAAGGAAAAAAAACCACAAAAAACCUGGUCAUGGAUCUCUUCCGGGAGGGAUUUCCAAAGUUGAAACUGUUAAAGGAACUUUUGUUCCUUAUGGCCAUCAUGUGUGCCUAUGCUUCUUAGGGUUUAGGAUUCAUUAUAAAGAGAGUGCUACUGCAAGCCGUUCCUUUUUAGCAAGUUUCCCUUUAUCUAUUUUCUUAACUUUCAGAACAAUGGGCUGGAUUUGAUUUCCCGUAAAUUUGCUAUACUCAAUUUUUUUUCUCUCUGUUUAAGUAGUUCCCCUUAACCAACCCCUAAGCUGCCUUCAGUCUGAAAUUUUCCCCUAGCAGAAGGAUAUUCCUGGCUCUUUGGGAGAGAGAUGAUUCAGGGGCAGAGGAAACAAGUUCCAUUCCACUGUAGCAGCACUUAAUUGACUGCCUGCAGAAUACCAAGCAUUGUGCUGGGCACUGGGCACAGGGAGGGGCAGAGAAGAAGGCAAGAUUCUUACCCUCCAGGAGGAGCAUAAGGCAUAUUAACAGCUGAUUGUAAUUCGGUGUCGCAAGUGUGAUGAGCGAGAUAAGCACGUGGCACUAUGGGGAGCACUAAGCGGGAGCCUCUGAGGGUCAGGGAAGGCUUCCGGAAGAUUAGGAUCUGGAAGGCCCCUAGGAGGUAAACCAAGAAACCUAGAAGAGAAGAAAGGGAUCAAGAUAGAGGGACUCAAGAGGCUUUCUCUUUCCAGUUUUGCAAUUUCUGGGUACACAGUUUCUCCUAGCAUGACCGCGAUCUGAUCAGGAACCGAGAGAAUUUGACUCCUGUGUCUGGUGCUGCAGUGCUGGGGCCUGGUCACCGCCCGCAACUACGGAGCUGCCAUGGCUGCUGCCUUUACUUCCACCCCUGUAAUUUCACAGCCCCAGUUCACAGCCAUGAAUGAACCACAGUGCUUCUACAAUGAGUCCAUCGCCUUCUUUUAUAACCGGAGUGGAAAGUAUCUUGCCACAGAGUGGAACACAGUCAGCAAGCUGGUGAUGGGACUUGGAAUCACCGUCUGUAUCUUCAUCAUGUUGGCCAACCUACUGGUCAUGGUGGCAAUCUAUGUCAACCGCCGUUUCCAUUUUCCUAUUUAUUACUUAAUGGCUAAUCUGGCUGCUGCGGACUUCUUUGCUGGGUUGGCCUACUUCUACCUAAUGUUCAACACAGGACCUAAUACUCGGAGACUGACAGUCAGCACGUGGCUCCUCCGUCAGGGCCUCAUUGACACUAGCCUGACGGCAUCUGUGGCCAACUUACUGGCUAUUGCAAUCGAGAGGCACAUCACGGUUUUCCGCAUGCAGCUGCACACACGGAUGAGCAACCGGCGGGUAGUGGUGGUGAUUGUGGUCAUUUGGACUAUGGCCAUUGUUAUGGGUGCCAUACCCAGUGUGGGCUGGAACUGCAUCUGUGAUAUUGAAAAUUGUUCCAACAUGGCACCUCUCUACAGUGACUCUUACUUAGUUUUCUGGGCCAUUUUCAACUUGGUGACCUUUGUCGUAAUGGUGGUUCUCUAUGCUCAUAUCUUUGGCUAUGUUCGCCAGAGGACUAUGAGAAUGUCUCGGCAUAGUUCUGGACCCCGGCGGAAUCGGGAUACCAUGAUGAGUCUUCUGAAGACUGUGGUCAUUGUGCUUGGUGCCUUUAUUAUCUGCUGGACUCCUGGGUUGGUCUUGUUACUCCUCGAUGUGUGCUGUCCGCAGUGUGACGUUCUGGCCUAUGAGAAAUUUUUCCUUCUGCUUGCCGAGUUCAACUCUGCCAUGAACCCCAUCAUCUACUCCUACCGUGACAAGGAGAUGAGUGCCACCUUCAGACAGAUCCUCUGCUGCCAGCGCAGUGAGAACACCAGCGGCCCCACGGAAGGCUCAGACCGCUCGGCUUCCUCCCUCAACCACACCAUCUUGGCUGGAGUUCACAGCAAUGACCACUCUGUGGUUUAGAAAGGAAGCUAAGAUGAGAAGCGAGCCAUCAUCCACUGAGGGAUGAACAGCCUCCCCCUACCCAAAUGCUAGGGCCAGGUGGCACGCGAGAGAGAGAGGAGAAAUGAACUCAUGUACUUAAACACUAACCAAUGGCAGUAUUUGUUCCUAGACCCAAGAAGACUUGAUAUAUAUUGAAAAUUAGCUUAUGUGACAUCCCUCAUCCUGAUCCCCAUUCGUUUUGAAAGUAGAAGGUGGAGAUCUUGCAAUGGAAUUCAUAAAUAGACUCUGGAGUGUCCAUUUAGACUACACUAACUAGGCUUCGAAAGAUUUUGUGUGGUUUGGUGCAAGUCAGAAUAAAUUCUGACUAAUUGAAUCCACAACUUCAUUUAUAUACAGGCUUCCCUUUUUUAUUUUUAAAGGAUACAUUUCAUUUAAUAAACAUGUUUAUGCCUAUCAGCAUGCUUGUGAUGGAUAAGCCUAAGACUGUUUUUACACUACCGUAACUCCAUUUUUUCCUUAUUUAGGAAAACUGUAAAUUAGAAUUAUUUUUUAGAAAGCAUGCAUAUAAUGUAUGUAUGCAGUAUGCCUUACUUAAAAAGAUAAAAGGGUAUUAAUUUUAAAUCUUCUAGAAAAGAGAAGAACCUAGAUGUCGAAGCCAGUAUUUGUUUAGGUUAUGAAACAAACAAUGCUUUGAUCACAACAUGACCUUUUUUAAAAGUGUUGUAACACAUAUAAAACAGAGGGAAUGUAAAUUUAUUACCAAAAGAAUAUGUACUCUAAGAAAGUCAUAGAAGAUGAAGCAUAGUAAUAUUGUUCCACAUAUUUAUAACAGCCAAUACAUUCUAAUUAUCAGUACGUCAGAGGAAUUUUUUAAUAGCCUGUGUUUUUCUGUAUUAUAAAAUAAUACAUAGACAUUGUUGUAGAAAACUUGAAAGAUGCAGAAAUGUAUAAAACAGAAAAAAAAUUACUGAUAAUAUCACAACUCAGAAGUAACCACCGUUAACAGCUUUUCCCCCUGUGUAUGCCUAUAUGUAUAUUAUAUACCUUUUUAUAUAAUUGGGAUAAUAUUGUAAACAAUUUUAUAACCAGUUUUUUUUCCACUGCAGAAUUGCCACGUUUUCCUGUGGCAUUAAAAAUUUUACAAAAACAUAAUUUUAGUGGUUAUAUAAUACUCCAUUUAAUGGGCGCAACUCGGUUUAUUUAACCAUUCCCAUAUUGUUGACUACUUAGGUUAUUUCUAAUUUUCACUAUUAUAAAUAAUGUUGCAAAACUUUUGUAUAUAGAAAACUUUGUCCAUGUAAUUGAUUAUUUACUUAGGACAUAUUCCCAUGAAGGAUUUUUUUAAAAUGUGAAAUGUCUUUUUAUGCUCUUACCUUUUAUAAAAAGGGAUUUCUUGCUUUGUACCGCAUUGGUGGCAAUUGUGAGGAAAGCCAGUUAAAUUACCUUUUUAGAAAGGAAAUACAGUGGUUUCUUUAGUUUAGAGUGACUUUUUUUAUAUAACAAGAUGGCCUAGAAACAGUCAACUGUCAUAAAUAACCAGGGCACCCUGGUUAAUAUGUCUAGCAAUUCCAAAUUUUGUUUGAGGGACUGAUUCUCAGCUGUUGGUAGCCAUGACUGUCAUGUAGAAUUGGAGAAAAUGCAAAGAAAUCAAACGUGCCGAGUGUAGAAAGGAUCUUCAUAUUAAAUAGCUUGGACCCUUCUGUAUCAGGCAAGUAGUGUGUGUCAGUGUGUGACUGGAUGCCAUGCAUUAUCUACGUAAGCUAGUAAUCGCACCAGUUUGUUAUAGUAAGUAACCAGCUAAGCCACAGUCAUGAAGCAAGUAUGGGAAAGUCAGGAGUACGUUUAAGAGAAAGAUGUCCAGAAGAAAAAUGGUUGUGUAGGAAGGGGGAAGUCAGUGCAUGGGCACCAUUCGAGCAGAGGGCAGACUUGUAAAGUGCCCAAAGUGAAAAGAAUGUGAGGAACCAGUUAGCAGAAAGGUGUUUGCACAUACUUUAUACAAACUACAGAGCAUCUUAUAUUGGAAGUGAAAGCAAUGAACUUGGACUUUUACUCAUGUGCAUAUAUUCUGAAGGCAAUAUGGACUAUUUGAAAUUAAAAACAUACUAAUUGGACCUUAAUAAAUCAUUCUCAAUCCGUGUUUUGGUAA
This is a messenger RNA of Equus caballus (horse), 4090 nucleotides long. It is a transcript of the gene LPAR1, whose product is annotated as lysophosphatidic acid receptor 1. Gene Ontology annotation, cellular component: cytoplasm; plasma membrane. The record is from RefSeq and is a predicted model, not a curated record. Lineage: Eukaryota; Metazoa; Chordata; Mammalia; Perissodactyla; Equidae. Gene Ontology annotation, biological process: neurogenesis; adenylate cyclase-activating G protein-coupled receptor signaling pathway; regulation of metabolic process. Gene Ontology annotation, molecular function: lysophosphatidic acid receptor activity.